Gasterosteus aculeatus aculeatus (three-spined stickleback) is the source of this 2748-nucleotide messenger RNA. The record is from RefSeq and is a predicted model, not a curated record. Lineage: Eukaryota; Metazoa; Chordata; Actinopteri; Perciformes; Gasterosteidae.
UGUGAAGCUUAGAUUUAGUCAGUGUUGUGUUUUUAUUUUAGUUUUGUGGCGCUUGUCUCUCCAGACUGUCAGUGAAUGUGACGCUGUGGUGCGUUUGCUGUUUGCCAUCAUUUUCGUGCAGCAGGAAGUGGUGUCCGUUGACUUCCUGUGUGCCGUAACUGCUCAGGUGUCUUCUGGUCCUGCAUCUAAGCCCCCUCCUCAGUGAUCUGGCCCAGUCCUGCCAGGAAGCUGCUGUUUCCACGACGACCUGAGCAGAUGUUCCGUGUGAAGCUGAACAGAUUUUAUUGAUCUGAUUCAUUUUAAACGUUAACAUCUGGACACGCUUUUGUCCAAUGAAGUUCAUUCAAACAAGAGGAACCAGCAGAGACCAGUCCGCCGUGGACAGACCAGGAACACACAUCUGGAAAGAGGAGGAGGGCUUAUCUCCUCCUCCUCCAGGAGCCUCAAUGAGGCGUUCAGGUCCCUCUGUGAACCAUCUGAUCCGUGUCAGCUGCAUAGUUAACAGUUUAUCUCCAAAUGAAAGUAGCUUAUAAACAGAUAGCGCUGGCUAACGUUAGCUCAACGCUAACGUGGCUUAUAGAAUCACCACCUUCUGUCAAAAUGGUUGCCCGUCAAGAACAAAAUAGGAACCACGUAAGACCCUGAAUACCUUCCACCUACAGUGGGACAACUUCAAGCACCUCGGGAUUCUCUUCAAGAACUCCAGAACCCUUUCAAGAACCAUGAGAUCUCCUUAAAGAAUACCUAUUGAAGUUCUUGAACCACCCGGACUGGUAAGAACAGAGAACACAACCCCCCCACGCACACACACACCUGGAAGGACCUCCCACCCUCUGCUGCACACCUGCUGCCCUUAACCUGUGACCUCACACACACACCUGGUUACCUGGAGGGCGGAUGUGUGUCAGAGGAAACUGCCCUCUGCUUCAGAAACAACAAACACAGGAACAUUACAGCUCCGCCUCUCCUCACCUGCUCAGGUGUGUCUGCGUGAACAAUCUGAACCAGAGCGGCAGGUUUGUUCAGUCGCAUCCGAUCCGAAGAGCAUUACCUGGGGACAGGGCUCCCGUAGGGGCCUCGGGCCUCCCCGACAUCCAGGACAUGGAGCUGAGGGAGGAGUGGCAGGACGACGGCUUCCCCAGGCCUCUCCCAGAGGAUUGUCCGGAGGAGGCAGAGAGUCCGUCAGGAGACGAGCAGCAACCAGCCCCGCCCACCAGCCUUGUCCUAUUGGGAACCAUUGGGAGUGUGGCUAAGAAGCGCCUGGUGGCCCCAUCGCUCAGCCUCACUCUGAGCCGCAGAGACUCUCACGACCCGAGCAGCGACGGGUUCUCUGCCGCCGCGCUGUCGGCGACGCCCGAGGAGACGCCGUCCUUCGACAUCAACCUGGAGGCCCUGGAGACGCCCUCAGGCAGCGAGACGGGGACGCUGCCCGACUUCAAUAAUGAGCUGGAGUGGGAGGAUGACCUCCCGCAGAUGGCGGCAAAAGGGGCCAAGUCAAGGAGUCCUUUGGACCAGUCCGAGGACCUGAUGGACCUGGACCAGACGGACACCAGGGGAUGCCGCUGGCGGAGGUUUUCCGUCUCAGGACACGAAUUCCACGUCAACAUGAGCGUCCUGGAGCCGUACCUACAGGUCCUGUCGCACGGAGGUUACUAUGGAGACGACAUGAACGCUGUGGUCCUGUUCACCGCCUGCUACCUGCCGGAGAACACAGUGGACAACUACGAGUACGUCAUGGACAACCUGUUCAGGUACAUUGUGGGGACCUUAGACCUGAUGGUGUCGGAGAACUACCUGUUGGUCUGCCUGUGUGCGAUGGUUCCCAGGAACAAGCUGCCCUCCAUGAAGUGGCUCCAUCAGUGCUACGCCUCCAUCGACAGGAGGCUGAAGAAGGACCUGAAGGGGCUGCUGGUGGUCCAUCCUGCCUGGUACAUCAAAGCUCUGCUCACUGUGAUCAAACCCUUCAUUAGUGACAAGUUCAGCACUAAGAUCCGGUUCAUUGGCAGUUUAGAAGAAUUAUCUCGGUUCAUUCCAACAGAAAGUCUGCAGAUCCCAGACGCCAUACACCAGUUUGAUGAGAAGUUGAGAAGAUGAUGAUCACUGAGGUUGACGGACUGGAAGGUUACUAAAAGGUCAAAGGUCACUCUCACCCUGAUAACCUUUGACCUCCUGCCUGUUUAGAACAAAGACUCUGGGUUUAUUUAUACUGUCUUUAAAGUUAAAAGGUCAAACUCAGGUGUGUUUUUACCUGUGGAGCUGAAGCUGGCGUCUGAUUCAGGACUAUUGAUCCUCAAUCAUGUGAUCAACGUGAGGCUUUACCAUAGUUUGAUGAGCAGGCUGCCUAUUACCUGUUGCAUUAAUGCGCAACUGUGAUAAAAGCUUCGAUCAAACUUUUUUAAAUUAGAACUGACUGAUUUUGAUGUUUGGUAUUGGUGUAUUAAAAUGUAUUGGUGUAUUAAAAUGGUUGACAAGCAAGUCUUAGUCAGUUUUCUGUAUGUAUUGUAUGUAUCUUUUGUUCCACAAAGUGGUGUCAAUUCUGUGAAAGGAAAGUGGUACCAUCUCUAUUUUGACACUGAAAUAAUCAAUGGUUAUAAUAUGCUAAAAUAAGACAUUUGUGUUCUGUUACAAAAUAUUUUAAAUAACUAAUUUUAUGUCAACCUUUCAAAUCAACUUUAGACUGUAAACUCUUAACAUCAGAGGCUUCAGGAAUUAAUUUAAAAUUCUGUAUUAAACUGACAAUAAUCAAAA